UAUUUAGUUUUACGUGCUGCCGCACGUGUUGAUUUUGAUGGUCUAGUUGAAGAAAAACCUAAACCAGUUUGAACCAUUCUAUGAGACACAACACUCUCCUCUUCUUUCAAGCAUUGUAUAAAUCGCCACAGAUUUGGAUGUGGCUGUACAACACGUGAGAAAAAAUUUCUGUUUUGGGCUGAAAUGAACAAUCAAAUAGAAAAAUCAUUCAGCACAAUUUCUAUGAAGUUGAUAGUGAAGUUUCAUUCUACCUUCAGCGAAAUUGUUUGUUCUCCAUCUGCUGUUACUGACACACCACAUCGAAGGUUUAAAAUGGUCAAUCCAUUCGCUUUUAAAGUACAAUACGAACACUUCUAAUUGAUCUCGAUGACAAGAAGCUUUGACUUUUUUCUUUAACACUAUAAAACCAUCACGAAUAAGAUUCAUUGGUAAUAAGGCCAAACCCAUGAAAGCACGUAAUAAAUGUCGUGCUUCAGCAUCAGUAUCAUAAACCUUCAUUAAGCCAAGUUGUUGAAUAUUCAGAUAGCAAGACUGGCAAAAAUGAAACCAGCAUCCGGUAACGAGUGUUUCUGGUAGCUAAAUUACAAAAACAAAAAAUUCAUCAGUAAUAUAUACUGACAAGAGAGAAGAUCAUUUACUUGUUUUACAACAGCUUUCAUGAAAGCUCUCUCAAAAUCAUAAAUGAUACUUGUCGGUUUCAAGACAAUUCCUUUCUUCGAUCCAAUCCUUCGUAAGCAACGCAAAAUAGCUUCAUACGUUUCAUGUCGUCGAUUAGAAGUAAAAAUAAAACAGACUGGUACAGCUACAAUAAUGGAAAAGAAAGAUAAAAGGUAUGCCAAUUUUCAAUUAUAAAUAAUAUAAUAAAGAAAUGUUUGAUGAAAAUAUCUAUUUCUUUUCAUCAUCAUUUCGUAAUAGCCAUUUCAUCGUCUUCACUGACAUAUAUUUGACAUAUAUCUUUUUCUAUCACAUUUUCUUUUCUUUCUCUCUUUCUCGUAUAUUAUUUUUCUCUCAUUUGGCAAUACAGAGAACUAACUGAAAAGAGAAGAAAAUGUACACACACCUUCCAUCGCAAAUUGGUAGUUAAAAAUAGUUUAUUUUCAUUAGAAUUAGCUUAUUUUUCUAAUUUUUUUAAUUUUUAUUAGAAUCUGGCCUUCAUAAAACCCGUCGUAGAGCAUUACCACCUGUACCACAUGAUCAAAAAUUUGUUGUACCACCUGUUUAUUUAGAAACAUAUUCCAAAGAACGUUUCUUGAUUUAUGAUAAACGAAAAAGUCAAUAUGGUGGACGUUUAAUGAUGUUCGCUUCGCCGGAACAAUUGGAUGUUCUCUUUCAUUCGGACAUAUUAUUCGUGGACGGCACUUUUCGUGUGUCGCCUAUCUUGUUCGAACAAUUAUAA
Rotaria sp. Silwood2 is the source of this 1396-nucleotide messenger RNA. The record is from the annotation of a GenBank genome assembly. Lineage: Eukaryota; Metazoa; Rotifera; Eurotatoria; Philodinida; Philodinidae.